This is a messenger RNA of Cheilinus undulatus (humphead wrasse), 1446 nucleotides long. Its product is annotated as ovarian cancer G-protein coupled receptor 1-like. NCBI's taxonomy places the organism in Eukaryota, Metazoa, Chordata, Actinopteri, Labriformes, Labridae. The transcript is spliced from 4 exons. The record is from RefSeq and is a predicted model, not a curated record. Gene Ontology annotation, biological process: positive regulation of Rho protein signal transduction; phospholipase C-activating G protein-coupled receptor signaling pathway. Gene Ontology annotation, cellular component: membrane. Gene Ontology annotation, molecular function: G protein-coupled receptor activity. The coding region runs from base 104 to 970 and encodes 288 amino acids.
AAUGAGUGAACGCUAUCACUUACCAUUAUCACCAAAGACCGUUUGGGUGCAGAGAAACAUCAGACAUCAGUGAAGAGACUACAUUCAGGUUCCCCUCUGAAGAAUGGCAAACAUCUCCUUUAACACCUCCCUCCUGAAUGAAAGCAAUAAUGAGGACCCCUUUCAGGCCGAGGACUAUACUAUGCAUGUAGUGACAUGCAUCAUCAUUGCUGUCAGUCUCCCUCUGGUGCUCGUGGCCAUCUAUGCUCUCUACUCUCUGGUACGAAAUGAUCAUGUUGCUCCAAUCUACAUCAUCAACCUCCUAAUAUCUGACCUCAUGCAGCUCUGCUGUAUGAUCGUUUGGGAGUCAGAUCUUCAGGAAGAGAGGAUUAAUGACAUUGUGAAGAGUUUUUACGAUUGCGGCCUAAUGGCUAGUGUCCACUUCAUGGUGUGCAUUUCAUUGGAACGAUAUUUAGUCAUCGCCCACCCACUGUGGUACCGCUUCAAACGAACCAUCAGGAUCUCUGUGGCAGUCUGUGUUGUAGUCUGGCUCAUACCUAUUGUCUUGACUUGUACUGUGAACCUCUGGGAAACCAUUUUUAACCCAUUCCUAGUCUUUGCCAUGAUACUCAUCAUUCCCUUUCCGCUGUUCAUAUUCUUCCUGGUUGGGACCCUCAGAGCCCUCUCUACUUCUGUCUCAGUCCACUCUGAUGAAAAACAGAGAAUCGUGGCAAUCUUAGUCCUGGUGCUGCUGAUUUAUACACUGCUGUUCCUGCCCAGUGUUAUUUUGCACAUUGCAGAGAACAAUGACGAGACUCUUUACAACCUGUCCUUCACGCUGGUAAAACUAAGUCCACUUGCAGACUUACUUCUGUAUGUUUUCAUCAGAAAGGGGACUGUUGGCAAACUUUUGACCUGUGUGUGCUGUUGCAAAAAGGAGAACUAUGACAUAAGCAACAACAUCAACACAACACACCUAGAUGACAUUUAGACCAGUGGUUAUGAACUGAUGGGUUCAUAACCAAAGAUACAAACAGCGGGUAGUUAAGCUGUUUUCAGAGGGUCAGAAAUAUGGAGGCCAAAAGUCAUCGAUGUACAGAAGUAGAGCGUACACAUGUAUAUAUUUUAUGUUUCUCCAUUUUCCACAAUAAGGAGUAAAUUUAGGUUAUUUCCCCCAGGUUUUAACUAUUUGUUUUAAACUACUUCCCACUUACUUGGGAAAAUGGAGUAAAUCGACUUGAAUGCAUCCUUGUCCUUUGCUACAAUUCACUUUUUAACAUGUUUGUUUUUCGCUGCUUUGCUGUUCAAUCAUGUUUUGUUCCAACUAAGGGCCAAACUACAAUGUUUUAUUAAAUACAUUUCAGUGGUAAAAAAAAAAACCUUAUAAAUAUUGGCCACAACUCUCAUUAAAGGUCACAUAUUAUGCAAAAUAUACUUUUUCAGGCUUUUCUAACCAAAAUAUGUGCC